Molecule: messenger RNA, 295 nt
Organism: Caenorhabditis sp. 36 PRJEB53466
Lineage: Eukaryota; Metazoa; Nematoda; Chromadorea; Rhabditida; Rhabditidae
Source: the annotation of a GenBank genome assembly
AUGACGCAGGUUCGCGAACCCAUUCCGUUUCAUCCACAGUCUGUCUUUUUCAGUACGUUUUCGAGAUGGCCAUGACCUGCGGCGGAUGCGCCAAUGCUGCCCGGAGAGUUCUGUCUAAGCUUGGAGGUAUAGUUUCCAACACAAAAACGCAUGAACUUUUGUAUUAGAAGACAAAGUAAAGAUUGACGACAUCAAUGUGGAGACGAAAAAGAUCACUGUGACGACGGAUUUACCCGCUUCCGAUGUGCUCGAAGCCCUCAAAAAGACCGGAAAGGAGAUUAAGCAGCUGCAGUAA